AUGAGCGCACACGACUGUCUCACGGACGCUUCAUUCGGCCCUGCAGUGCAAGGCUGUCGAGGGAACUUCGACUUCACGCUUGCCUUUGAAUUGUAUUUCUUCCUGAUAGCUCCUGCGUCUAUAUUUAUUUUAAUUGCGCCCACGCGCAUCUACUUGCUCUUUGCUAGAGACCGCUGUGUCAACGUGCCAUGGCUUCAACAUCUGAAAUUGAUCAACAUUAUUGCCUACUGUAGCCUGCAACUCACUUUAAUCGCCCUCUGGUCAGUACGACCGAUACCAGCAGCUCCAGCAGGAAUAGCAGCAUCAUGUCUGAACACGGUCGUGGGUUUACUCCUCUGCUUGCUAUCUCCACUGGAGCACUCUCGCAAUUUGCGCACGUCGUCCAUCCUCAAUGCCUAUCUACUAUCUGUCUUUCUCGAUGCGGUGGUCCUGCGCACCCUAUGGCUUUCGAGUUAUGAUACAGACAUCCGGAACGCAUUCACCGCAGCAUUUACAGUGAAAGCGGUCCUGCUCCUUCUUGAAGCAGUGGAGAAACAACGCUAUUUCAUUUCCGACAAGGACCGACAGCUCAGUCCUUAUGCUAAGAGUAGUAUCUACAAUCGCGCGUUUUUCUGGUGGGUGAAUCGACUUCUCGCGCUUGGAUAUCGACGGCAUUUAGAGGCCAAGGAUCUCGAUCCCUUGGAGUCUGCUAUGGCUGCUGAAGUCCUGGAUCGACGGUUCUGGGUUGCGUGGCAGAAGACUUCAAAGGAUAAACGUCGCCUGAUAUACUCACUGAUGACGGCCAUGCCAUGGGAUCUGCUGAGUCCGAUGGUCCCUCGAUUGAUUCUAAUUGCAUUCACAAUUGGACAACCGCUCUGUUUGCGACGGUUCCUUGACUAUCUUCAAGGAGAUAGUGACAAGAUCAAUAUUGGCUAUGGCAUGAUCGGUGCUUAUUUCCUGAUUUACUUUGGUAUUGCGAUAUCAUCUGGAUUCUACUGGUCAUCAUGGCUUCGCUCCCUAGCAUUGAUGCGCAGUAUGUUAAUGACAGCAAUCUUUGAGAAGACCCUUCAAGCAAAGCCAGAUGUCGCCAACGACAAGGCUGCCCUCACACUAAUGAGCACCGACGUUGAUCGCAUCGUAAAUGGACUGCGUGAAGUACACGAGUUAUGGGCCAAUGCUAUCCAAAUCAUCAUAGCAACAUAUCUACUUGAACUGGAACUGAAAUACGCCUGUGCUGCGCCAGCAGUAGUGGCAGUCGGCUCUUUUGUCUCCAUCACCUACUUGUCCGGAUACACAAAGCAGUUUCAGAAGCAGUGGUUGGCAAAACUACAAGUCCGUAUCGGCGAGGUAUCUAGCAUGCUGGACUCGAUCAAGGGGAUUAAGAUACUGGGACUCACGCCACGAUUACACGACAUUAUUGCCGGUCUCCGCCAGCAAGAGGUCAAUGCCUCUAAGCCCUUUCGACUUUUGGGAGCUGGCACGUCGAGUAUUGCUUUGUUGCCGCAACUCAUUUCGCCUGUGCUGGCGUUUGCAAUAUAUGCAGCCGUAACGCUACGUGAUGGCGGAAUCCUUGACGUGUCUCGUCUUUUUACGUCUCUGUCCAUCAUUUCACUUCUUUCACAGCCUUUGUUUACCUUAUUCGGGUCGGUGGUGAACUCACGAGCUGCUAUUGGUUGUUUCGAGCGCAUUGAAGAAUACCUUUCUCGUGAGAGUCAUGUCGAUUACAGGCAGGACCGUGAAAGUGAUCCGGAGUCCUCGUCGAAUGCAAAAAGUGGCAAGGCAGUAAACGUGAACGACUAUGAGAUGGAAGAGUCAAUCGAAAGAGACACCAAGACUAGAAAAUCAGUCUCGAAUGUGAUUUUCGAAUUUUCGAAUGCAUCUUUUAGUUGGGCUGACACUGACAAACCCACCCUUCGCAAUAUCAGCAUGACCAUCGAAAGGGGAACAUUGAACCUGAUAGUUGGCCCAUCAGGCGUAGGAAAAUCGGCAUUACUCAAGGGACUUCUCGGCGAAUCCUCCAAGCUGAGUGGUUCAGUAUAUUCAUCCGCUACAGAAAUCGCCUGGUGUGACCAAACCCCAUGGCUUAUCAACGACACAAUCUGCCAAAAUAUCCUCGCUGGAUCUUCAAUGGAUGAGACUUUGUACUCGACAAUCAUCCAUUGCUGUGAUCUUCAAACGGAUCUGGAGAGUCUGCCAGCAGGGGACCAGACAAAGGUUGGCAGUAAAGGUAUUUCACUCAGUGGUGGCCAGAAAAAGAGAAUUGCGCUUGCGCGUGCUUUGUAUUCGCGCAAGGAUGUUAUGGUAUUGGACGAGCCGUUCAGUGGCCUUGAUGCUACUACCGAGAAACAUAUAGUCCAGCGCUGUCUUGGACCGAAUGGUUUACGACAUCAUUGGGGUACGACUGUCGUUCUCACAACCAACUCAACUCGCGUACUUCCAUUGGCUGAUCAAAUCGUUGUUGUCGACAAGAACGGAACUAUCAGCGAGCGAGGCAGCUAUCAGUCUCUGGUUACGGCGGGAGGGUAUAUCGAGCGUGUCCAUAGUGAGAGGCUAUCCCAGCUUCUACAACAGGCCGACCAAGAUGAGAAUGAAAUCAACGAAUCUGUGACAUCUCCACGGCCGAAGAGCAGCACACAGGGCAAUUCGACGAAGCCCAACGGCCAGUCCGUCCAGAAGCCCAAUGCUUCACCAGCAACCACAGCAGUCAGUGACUCCUCAAUUUACCGGUUCUACCUCGAAGCUAUCGGGAUCUGGCCAAUGGCAAUCUUCAUAUCACUAGAAGCCAUCUGGGCAUUUUUAUGUGUCUUCCCAGUUCAAUGGCUCAAAUGGUGGGCAGAAGAUAAUGACAAACACCCCAAUAAAAAUCUAGGUUUAUACCUGGGCGUCUAUGCCACACUCCAAGUAACAGCCCUUGGCUCAUCCGCUCUCGUAACCUGGUUCGCCUUCAGCUUUAUAGCCCGCAAGUCAGGAAUCCAGCUUCACACCGUCCUUCUCAACGCUACACUCUCCGCCCCCUUAAGCUUAUUCUCCAAGAACGAUAGUGGCCAGAUCCUAACACGCUUUUCGCAGGAUAUGCAGAUGGUGGAUAUGAAUCUGCCCUUGCAGCUACUGACCAUGGCUCAGAAUUUGUUUGUUUGCGUAGCUCAGGCGGGCCUGAUCGGAGCUGCGGUUGGAUGGGUAGCAGUAAGCUAUCCUGCUUUGAUAGCGGUUCUCAUUGCUAUUCAGCGAUUCUAUCUCCGAACCGCUAAACAGAUGCGGCUGCUUGAUCUUGCGGAGAAAGCGCCAGUCUAUACGCAGUAUCUUGAUGCAUUGGCCGGUUUACUUACGAUCCGUGCCUUCAAAUGGCAGACCAGAUUCAGGACUACGAAUUAUAGACUGGUAGACAAUUCGCAGAAACCUUGGUAUCUCUUGCUCAUGGUUCAGCGAUGGUUACUCCUUGUUCUGGACCUUGUCACUGCCGCACUUACUGUGCUUAUUGUAGGUAUUGCGGUCAAGUUGCGCGCAUCUAUUGGCACAGGCGGUGUUGCUGUUGCUCUCGUGCAGAUCAUCACGUUAUCGAGUUACCUCAACCAACUCAUUACAACGUAUACUUUGCUGGAGACUACCUUGGGUGCUAUCGCGCGUAUCAAGAAGUUCCACGAAGACGCAUCCAUUCUGCCCGGCGGAACGCACAACGACAAAGGCGAACAACCACCUCCCAACUGGCCAGCAAAGGGCGAGCUCAUCCUAGAAAAUGCCCAAGCCUCAUACGGCGAAGACGAAAAUGGACAACUCGCACUUGAUGGAAUUUCGAUGAAAAUCCGCCCGGGCCAGAAAAUCGGUAUUUGUGGCCGGACUGGAAGCGGUAAAAGCUCUACUGUCCUGGCUCUUUUGCGAUUGUUAGAGCUCAAUUCGGGUCGUAUACUGCUUGAUGGACUUGAUUUGGCAAAUUUAAACCAAGAGAGUGUUCGGUCACGGUUGAAUGGGCUCCAUCAGGAGUCCUACUUUCUCACGGGAAGUGUGAGACUGAACUUGGAUCCGUAUAAGACUCAUGAAAGUGAUGGCGAUGAGCCUCUCAUCAAAGUGUUAAAAACAGUACAAUUAUGGGACGUCAUUGAGGAGAAAGGAGGUCUCGACGCGGAGCUGAAGAAGAACUCGCUCAGUCACGGACAGCAGCAACUGUUCUGUCUGGCGAGAGCGUUGCUACGACCUGGGAAAGUGGUUAUCCUUGAUGAAAUUACGAGCAGUAUGGACCAGGUCACGGAUACAGUAAUCCAGAAAACUAUAUUGUCAGAAUUCACGGACAAGACAGUUCUCAUCAUUGCGCACCGACUUCAUACGAUCAUGGCUUGUGACCAAGUGGCUGUGAUGGAUCACGGCAAAUGUGUCGAGUAUGAUAACCCCAAGACGCUUCUUGCGAAGAAGGAAUCUAUGUUUAGCGAGUUGGUUAGGAACUACCAUGAUAAGGAUGGUUCCUAGAUGUUGAUUGAGAUACUCUGUACUUGGCGACUGUUGUAUGCACUAUGCAUACGAAAAGGGCCGAGCCUUAAAAACAUUCGUUGGUGAGAAAUUCAGGAAUGGAUGACUAAGCAAUCAUCACGUGCAAAGAACGUCAUGGAGGAAACCCAAUCUGAUUGGUGGGAGCUUGAAAACUUAGUUUAACCUCAGGCAACAUACGAUGUUUGAUAUGUUUGCCUGUAGAUUGAUAUGGAUAUCAGCAGUUAAGUGCCCAGAAUUGGCCAGUGACAGAAUGAUGUUUCUUCAAGCAAUAUCAGGUCCAAGCACUCGAAUGAAUGAAGGCACAUCUCGUAUACCCAAGGGAGUAGAGCUCCGAUGCCGGCGCAUAAAAGAGACUGAAAGAGUACUAGGACAACGAUGAA
This is a messenger RNA of Talaromyces stipitatus ATCC 10500, 4838 nucleotides long. Its product is annotated as multidrug resistance protein, putative. The coding region runs from base 1 to 4437 and encodes 1478 amino acids. Gene Ontology annotation, cellular component: membrane. Gene Ontology annotation, molecular function: ATP hydrolysis activity; ABC-type transporter activity; ATP binding. The transcript has 5 exons. The record is from RefSeq and is a predicted model, not a curated record. Lineage: Eukaryota; Fungi; Ascomycota; Eurotiomycetes; Eurotiales; Trichocomaceae. Gene Ontology annotation, biological process: transmembrane transport.